AUGUACCUGUUUCAAAUUGAUUUCAUCCCCACCACCAAGGCUCCACUUGAGGACAACAAGUACAUCCAGCCCGCAGAUCCCGCUGAGGCCAAGGUUCUCAAACCCGAGCAUCAACUCAAGUGUUGCAGCCCGGCCAGGCUAACUCAGACUGACUUGGGUUGGGGGGCAGGUGUCCAAGUUUCCCCUCGUGUCCCAGCCAUUGACCCAACUCUUGACUGGCCUGAUGAAACCAAUCACCCACCAUUUCAAGAGCAUUUUUUGGGAACCAAUGCCAACGGAGGUGAUGACGAUUCUGAACAUCAAACCAAAUCCAAUGACAAACGAUUGCCAGAUCCACUCCCAUUGACUUGGGGGGCAACCCAACGCUGCCACAGAUACGAUAUGCUAUACAUAGUGAUACAUGGCAGAUACGGGCAGAUACCGUAUCUGUGGCAGCGUUGGGCAACACCUGGCAAUCUCACGACAAUUGGUGCUGGUUUGAUUGGCGAAGUCCAAGCACAGUUGAACCUGACUGAGGCAAAUAUGCAACUUGCCAAUCAACUCUUUCAAGCCACAGAAGACGAAAAGUGGCGCCUCAAUGUUCUUUUCUUUGUGCAUUUGCUUGCAAAGACCCCAACUGCGGGGCAGUUGGAUUCUCCUGUGGUUUCUGCAGGUGUUGCAUCAGGCCAGCCAACACCAUUCACCUUCUCAAAUCAUAUCAAGUGUUUCAUGCGCGACAAGCUGCGUCAGAUCUUGGUCAAGGGGAAUGUUGAUGCCUAUACCCGCACCAUGACCUUAUCAGACUCAACCCCAAUCAAACGCACCCCUUUGCUCAUGCUCAAGGCACACAUUCAAUCACAAGACGCUGUGUUUCACCGGGACUACCUCCCACCUGGAUUCCCCAAGAGCAUUGAUGCAUGUCUUGCAGUCGUGGAAAAAAUUCGUAAACUUAUGAAAAGUGAAAAGGGACUUCUACGCACUCUACUUCUCUACAACAUCAAGGAAAUGAAUCACCGCCCUAUUGAUGGUGCCGUUCCAAGCUUGGAUGGCCUGGUUGUUGUGAUCGAUCACAACAUGGCCUCGCGCAAACAGUUGAGAGCGGUAGACGAGAUACAACAAAGUUAUCCUGACAGUGUCAAGACAAACCUGGCUUUUUUGCGCCUCUAUACCGUUGUACACCUCAUUCAUCGAGACCCAACGCAGAACAUAUCGCAGUGGGAGUUGAUUGACCAACAAAUUGAAUAUGUUAAGAACCAAAACCACAAGCUUUUUGGCCAGAAGAAGAAUUUUGAUUGCAUUGAGCAUGAAGACAUCAGAGUUCCCAGUGAGGAAGAUGUUGAAGAAGAAAUCCGCCUCAUGUCAAGUGGUGACCGAAGUCAUGGCCAAUCCAACCCUUUUGAUUGA
Puccinia graminis f. sp. tritici CRL 75-36-700-3 is the source of this 1383-nucleotide messenger RNA. RefSeq lists its product as uncharacterized. The record is from RefSeq and is a predicted model, not a curated record. NCBI's taxonomy places the organism in Eukaryota, Fungi, Basidiomycota, Pucciniomycetes, Pucciniales, Pucciniaceae. Bases 1 to 1383 code for a protein of 460 amino acids. The transcript is spliced from 9 exons.